CGCCGCCUGCAGGACAGGAAGUGACCCACUCGCGUCAGCUGGGCGGCGGUGAGCGGAGCUGUCACGGGGUCUCCCGGCUGACCGCCGACUUUCUCCUCAAAACGCCCCAAACCCAGGGAUGUGACCAGAGAGCCGUCCAGGCUGGAGCGUCGUCCCGUCCGUCCGAUUCGGGCUCGGUUGCAGUCGGAUCAGCUGUGAGGAUGCCUCUGAUCCCGCUCGUGCCUGAGCACCACAGUCACGUCCUGGCAGAGUUCGACUGCCUGGACCCGCUGCUCUCCGCUCUACGUUUUGACUCGGGCAGGCUCAAGUGUACCUGUCUGGCAGUGUCGAGGAAGUGGCUGGCGCUGGGAACGUCAGCAGGAGGCCUGCACCUGAUUCAGAAGGAGGGCUGGAAACAGAGACUCAUUCUGACUCACAAGGAGGGAUCCAUCACUCAAGUGGCAUGUUGCCCUCACGAUGAAGAUUUUAUUGCAGUUGCAACAAGUCAGGGUCUGGUGGUUGUGUGGGAGCUGCAGCUGGAGCGGCGUGGCCGUCCAGAGCGCGUCAGCGUGUCGUCGGAGCACAGAGGCCACAGCAUCACCUGCCUCUGCUGGGAUACCAGCGCGCUUCGGGUUUUUGUCGGGGACUCUGCGGGCAAAGUGUCCUGCCUGCGGGCCGGAUCGUCUAAACAUGGCAAGGGGUCAGCAUUUGUUAUCUUUCCUGUCCAGACUAUUACUACUGUUGACUCCAGGGUGGUUCAGCUUGGAUAUCACGAUGGGCGCCUCCUAGUGUCUUCUCUUAGUCGCUGCUACCUUUGUGACACAGAGAAGGAGAAAUUCUGGCGUGUGGGUAAUAAGGAGCGUGACGGGGAAUACGGAGCCUGCUUCUUCCCCCAAAGCAGGGGCUUAUUAGUGGGGCAGCCCCCGCUGCUGUACUGCGCCCGGCCGGGCUCACGAAUGUGGGAGGCCAAUUUUAACGGCGAGGUUCUGAGUACCCAUCAGUUCAAACAGCUGCUCGCCUGCCCCCCUCUCCCUCUAAUCACUUACAGAAAUGAACCAAACUACAAUCCAACACAGAGGGGUCCGCAGUCUCUUGGCUUCCCUAAACUACUUUAUUUUGGGGACCAAAACCUGCUUACUUGGACCGAUUCAGCCAUUUAUGUCUUCACACCUCACAAUGGACAAGUCCUGCUGUGGACCGAAGUCAAAGACUUGGCUGAUGUUGCGGUCCACCGCAGCGAGCUGUUCUGCCUCCACGGCAGCGGCCGUCUGUCCCACCUCUCCCUGCUGUCUGCGGAGCGCUGCGUGGAACGUCUGCUGCGCAGAGAGUCCUGGACUCUGGCUGCUACCGUCUGCUGUAUGUUCCAGCACACAAUCACGACGAGCAGGGCCAGGAAGUCCAUUCCCAUCGACCGCCUGGAAAGCCUGAAGUCUCAACUCAGCCCCAGCACCCAGACGGAGCUGAUUAACCUGCUGGAGGAAGUCAUCCUGAAGCUGGAGCCGCUGGACUCUGCGUCCAGCAGCCGCAGGAGCAGCAUCUCCUCACACGAGAGUUUUAACGUGCUGGACUGCGGGAUCUACCGAGUGAUCAGCCGCAGAGGAAGCCAGUCUGACGAGGAGACGGGCUCCCUCAUGAAUCAGUCCGUGUCGGAGGAGGAGCGCCUCAAAGAGUUCAGCUUCGUCCAGGAGGAAGAUCAGGUGGAUCAUGAUCCACAGAGCGGCGAGCGCACGGAGGCCGACCGACCCGACCACAGCCUGCAGUUCCACCUUCCACUCUCAUUCCGCCCCAAACCCCCCCGCAUUGCUUUGCAGGCCGUCAAAGACAGUGUUUCUAGUUUUGUCAAGAAGACGACGGAGAAGAUCAACACCCUCCAGAUGAACUCUGAGCUCCGACAUCGACCUGAAUUUAAAGAGAGCGCACAGCCCGACACGUUAACGCCCGCAGCGUCGUACUCUGAGGAAAUGGAGAACGAAGUUUAUAACGAAAUAUCUAACGCAGAGGCUGAUAUGGACGAACUUCGUUCAGCAACAGAGCAGGCAGUCUCACAGGUACAGGAUCCUUUGGUGGUCCUGGAUCCAGUCUGCCUUAGAGAAGCUCUGUUGGAGUGGCUGUCAGUGUUGGAGCGAGUAGUGGGCCCCGCCGAUCUCCUCUCAGCUUCUGUGACCGAUCCAAACCUGGAUGGAUCGGCUGAAGAGAAAUGGGAGAGGGAUUAUCUAAGCUCUGGCACAGAGCAACAAACCGAAUCAACAGAAAGUGUCGCGGUGGAGGAAAAAGAGGCAGAGCUCGGAGAAAAAGAAGUCCUGUGUGAGAAACGGCAGACGUCAGAGACGGCUGAACACGUCUCUUCACCAGAGAAUCACCCCGAGCCGGUCCGAGUGACGUCUCCUGUACCUUUACCAUCCGAUCUGGAGGCUAAUCUCACCGAGCUGGCCACUCUGCACACGGAGCUGAGCUGCUUCAGGAACCAGCAGGAGGAGCCGGGAUGCUCAGCCUUCCUGCGCCGCUACUUCUUUCUGCUGGACCAGGAGCGAGUGAGGAGAAUGUGUCUGCUUUGUUACCAGCAGCAGCCCGAGAUGAUGAACUCGUUCGUCGAGGCCAUGCUAGCGCUCACUCAGUCCAGCAAGGUGGUAGAAAUUAUUCAGAGGGGUGAUUUGCUGAAAUCUCUGCGUAGCCUCAGAGAGCUGCAGCCAUGGCGUGCGCCUCAUCUCCUUGCUCACUUCCACAGGCUGUAUGAGAAGCACGGUGAGGCAGCUGUACGCUCCUUUUCCCAGUUCUAUCCCAUAAUAACGCCUGCUGACGUGGUGACGGUGGCUCAGCGAAGCCACUUCCUGGCGUACCUGGAUAAUCUUGUGCAGUCAAGAGCUGAGGAGCAGAGGUUGACAUUUCUGCAAUCGCUUCUGGAUCCUGAAUCUCUGCGACAGGAUUGGCUGGAGCUGGCUCUGACACACGAUGCCCCGCAGCGUACUGAUACCCUGACCUCUGAUGGAAGGCCCAGGUGGCAUUCACACUGCUUCACUUGGGGCUACGGGCGUCUUUUGUCCUUGCUGGUUCGUCUUCCUGCGGACCUUUCCUCUAAAGAGAAGAUGAGCGAGAUGUGCCGCAGUCACGGGUACUGGAUGGGCUACCUCUACCUUUGCAAAGAGCUGCAGUGUCGCAGUGAAGCCUUUUCCACCAUCUGUCAGCUGAAUGACAUCAGCCUCCUGGAGGAUCCUGAAGGUGUUGAGCCUCAAAACCUGGACGAGUGGAAGCUCCUGAUCCACCUCUGUCAGCAGUACUGCGGUUCGACAGACUCGCCGCUGGCCGCCGACGUGAACGGGAGCUGCUGGUCCAAUGGCUCCGCGGACCGCGAAGGAAGGAUCAGCCCGGAGAGCCUGACCCUCAUGCUGGCCCGGACGGUCGGACCCGACCGAGCUCUGGCACUGCUGGACGAAUGCGGCGUGCAGGUGGUCCUUUCAGCCCACUCCAAGCUGGUGUGUGACCUGCUGAGAGUGGCAGAGAAGAGACAGAGGGCCAUGAUUCAGACCAUGCUCGAGCGCUGCGACCGGUUCCUCUGGUCUCAGCACGCCUAAAUCCGGACCGAUGCAUCAAUUACUAACUUGACACCUCAUGUGAAACUUCACUCUAACUGCUGUUUAAGCUCGAAUCUUAUGUAUACACUGUGAUUACCGUCAAAGCUAAAAAAAGAAGGUACCUGCGCUUAAGUGAGAAGUGUUGUCUUUUUAACUCAUUCAUGCCAUUGACUCGUCGAUUCUGUCAGUAUUCGUAUGCGUUACUGUUUGUAGUCUAUUUCAGACUCAUCCUAUUGCAUGCUUGCACAAGUAAUAAAUUAUCCUGCAUCUUAUCUGUUAUCAAAGGCCAAAGAUAUCAUCUCUACCUGCUUUGAAAGAAAAAACUAUUAUUUAUAUAUACAUAUAUACAUAUUUUAUUUGAAGCAAUUAAAGGAUGGUGUUAAAAGCAGGUUUUAUCAGGUAAAUAAAAUUGUGAAAACAUUUUUUUUUUUGUUUUUUUUUUUUUGGAGUUUAUAGGCUUUUAGUGACAAUGAUUGCGAACAAACCCUGUGACAGUAUUCUGCUUACAUGUAUUUAACUCACAAAAAAAAGGUUUACUCCUAAAAAAGGUUUACUCCUAAACCCUAAUUGUAAAUGUAAGCGUAAAAUUACAUGUACAGCAACUAUUUGCAUGUAAUUAAACUUGUUUGGAGAAUCCACACAGCUAGAAACCAAUCUGUAAACCAUUUCAUAUCUAUGGGAAAUAAAUAUUUGAAUUAA
Fundulus heteroclitus (mummichog) is the source of this 4247-nucleotide messenger RNA. RefSeq names its product HPS5 biogenesis of lysosomal organelles complex 2 subunit 2 (gene hps5). The record is from RefSeq and is a predicted model, not a curated record. NCBI's taxonomy places the organism in Eukaryota, Metazoa, Chordata, Actinopteri, Cyprinodontiformes, Fundulidae. Gene Ontology annotation, molecular function: protein binding. Gene Ontology annotation, biological process: developmental pigmentation. Gene Ontology annotation, cellular component: cytoplasm. The transcript has 23 exons. The coding region runs from base 201 to 3548 and encodes 1115 amino acids.